CCUCGCACCACCGCCGCCAUGUUCCCCUCCCGCGUCCGCCUCCUCCGCGGCGUCGAAUCCACCAACCGCGGCGUACUCCCCCGCUGCUUGGCUCCCCACGCCUCCUCUCCCUGGCACGGCGGAGCCGCGCAGCGCCACUACCACCACCACCACCAGCUGCAGCAGGAGGACGAGUGGGAUGAGUCCAAGGCGGUGAAGGUGACGGUGUGGUGGGACUUCCAGAGGUGCCGCCUCCCUUCCCGCGCCGACCCGCGCUGCCUCGUCCCGCGCCUCACGGCAGCGCUGCGGCGCGCCGGCAUCCGCGGGCCCGUCAACGUCACCGCCUUCGGCGACGUCACGCUCAUCCCGCGCGCCGAACGGGAGGCGCUCACCGACACCGGCGUCUCCCUGUCGCACGUCCCUUACAGUGGGAAGGAUAGUUUGCACCAAUCAUUCAUGCCUGAUCUUGUCUCUUGGAUUGCUCAGAACCCUCCGCCAGCCCAUUUCCUCCUUAUAUCAGGGGAUGAAGACUUUGCAAAAGUUUUGCAUCGUCUUCGGAUGAGCAACUAUAACGUAUUGCUUUCUUCCCCAAAUGAUAGCUCCAAGAUGAUGCGCAGUGCAGCGACAUUUAUGUGGCCAUGGGAGCCUCUAGUUAAUGGGGUGGGUCUCGUACCCAAAUAUUUGAAUCAACCACCUGAUGGUUUAUCUUCUUGGUAUGGUCAGUACAGGGGAUGUGGUGAUGACCUUCUCCUGGAACCAAAGAAGCCCAUGGCUUUGCAACGGAAUACCAAGGAACCUAAAGUCCCCAAAUCUGUUGUCAUUGGAAUUAAGCAAGUACUGCAAUUUUACCCUGAAGGUGUCAGUGUUUCAAAUCUUCAAGCUCAGCUUAAAAGGAUCAAUGUGUUUAUUGAUGAAGGAUUCUUUGGCUUCAGAAGGUUCUCUGUCCUUCUCAAAGCCAUGCCUGAUGUUGUGAAAUUUAUAGAUCCUCUACCAGGUGAUACUGAGCCUGCUGUGGUUGAGGUUUUCAAGAGUUCAGUGGAGUCUUCUGAACAAAGUAGUUUCAGUAGAAUGGAUUCUGCUCAAAGUAGCAUUGAGGAAAAACACCACAAUGAAAGUGAAAGUGAGGAGCUGUCAUCAGUGGAUGACCAGCCUUCCUCAUCCGAAUUACCAUCAUGUACGGAAAAGAAAACUCUGGUAACUGAAGUGCUGUUGUCCCCAUUAGAACAAGUAUCUAGAGGCCACAAGAAAGCUGGACUAACUCAACGAGCAGAGAGACCUUCAAACCAUGUGGAAGCUGAUGUUACUCUGGCUGGGGAUGUUCCAUCACCACCAUCUGAUGCACCAUCUAUAGAUCAAAGGAACGCUGCAGUUGUUGAUCUGGUUAAGAAAACAGAACAACCAGUCAACCGUAUGGAAGCUGAUAAGGUGGAUGCUUCUGGCACUCCUUCCUCGUCAGGGGCGCAAGGUAGUAUUAGCAAUAAAAGGGGACUAUUUGAACGCAUAUCGUCUCUAUGGAAUGGCCAAAGUGCUUAGGUUUGGUGGCACCUCUUCGAAAGCAUUCGAUGAUUUGCCUAUUCAUCAACGCAUAAGUAGAAUCUUGUACUCCCUCCGUUCCAAAUUACAGGUCGUUCCAAAUUCAUAGGUCUAGACAUACACCGUAUCUAGGUGCAUAGCAAAAAACUGUGUACACCAAACGACCCUACAAUUUGGAACGGAGGGAGUAGAAUAGUUAUUCAGAGGUGUAGUGAACACAGGAUGUUUCAUCUGGAUAUGAUUAGUAUAAGGAACCACUGCGUAUGUUGGAAGGAUUGUAUUCAUUAUUCAGUGUACGGUAAACCUUUGUUUCUUGAGCA
Setaria italica (foxtail millet) is the source of this 1832-nucleotide messenger RNA. RefSeq lists its product as uncharacterized. Gene Ontology annotation, biological process: regulation of gene expression. The coding region runs from base 19 to 1512 and encodes 497 amino acids. Gene Ontology annotation, cellular component: peroxisome. The transcript is spliced from 2 exons. Lineage: Eukaryota; Viridiplantae; Streptophyta; Magnoliopsida; Poales; Poaceae. The record is from RefSeq and is a predicted model, not a curated record. Gene Ontology annotation, molecular function: RNA nuclease activity.